Messenger RNA from Hydatigera taeniaeformis, 375 nucleotides. The record is from the annotation of a GenBank genome assembly. Lineage: Eukaryota; Metazoa; Platyhelminthes; Cestoda; Cyclophyllidea; Taeniidae.
AUGGGUGAUGGUGUAGCAGAUGAAGAUAUCCAAAAGGCGAUCGUCCAACUUAAAAACAAAACAGCUGCAUCUAACCAGCAAAAACACCUUAUAAACGCACAGAUCGAUGCACUCUCCAAGCAGAUACGGCGGUCGGAAUUAGUGACUGAGGAAAUAACAUCCUUGCCCGAUAGUGUGAAUACGUACAGCUCAAUCGGUCGGAUGUUUAUUCAAAAGAGCGUUCCUGAUUUAGUAAAGGAUCUCUCGGCACAGCGUGAGGAAUACAACCGGACUAUUGAAUCAUUGAAAAAGAAGCUGGAAUAUGUAAAUAAAAGUCUCGCAGACGCCCAACAAGGCUUGAGAGAUCUGAUCAGCGCUAAACAACAAAAAAUGUAA